CUUAUGCCCUUCCAAUGGGAAGAAGUCAGACAGCUGUUCGUACAACUACAAGUGGCGAUGGAAACAAAUGUUUUCGACAUCCUGCGCUGCUGUAUAUAACUUCUUCAGACAGGGACAAGGAUAUAUUCAACACAGGAAAAUGUUGUUAUAAAAGGAAGAAACCGAAGGAGCAACAAACCCCUGCCAUACGAUUUUAGACGCUGUGUUUCAACUUCAGGGAUCUUCUGGGAGGUAACUGUAGCACCUGACAGACAGCUACACGAAUAUCACCUGUGUAUUCAUGAUAAAUUAUGUAACAUUGUAACAAGUUACAUGGAACUUCCACUCAGGCAAAUCCGUCAUUCUGUGCGACUAUUUCUUCAAUGUCAAGCAGUGCUUAUUAGCUUGUAACGUUAUUUAAUACAUGGACAUCCGUUGAUAUGACGUUUAGUUGUGUGAGAUUUUAUCAGAAACCGACACGUGGCAUUCACCUGGCACCUACAGCUGAAAAUAUGUAACAGCUGCAAAAGAUGGCCAUAUAUAGUUAUGCAUGCAUUUGUGAUAGGUGUAAGACAAAGCCUUGUGAAACAUCUGUGUAAUACAUGCACCUUGGGGCUAAUGUCAAAUCAGAGCAAAUAUUUAUGUGAGAUAUCAUAAAUGCGUUAAUCGUGCUGGAGUGUUUACACAUUGUCGGGUUAUCAAUAUUUGGCAAAUAUCAAGUCUGAUAGACAGGAUACAUCAGAUCGUAUUGCACUCAAAUACUGUUACAGUUAAUUAGAGUAAUUUAUAUGGCCAAAUAGUAGUCAAUUGAGAGAAUCAUUGAUAUCGGGUGUAUGCAGGGGGUGUAUGCAGCGUAAGAGAUACUGAUGAUCAAGUCAAGGAAUACCAGCAUUGUAAACAUGUCAGACACUACAACAAACCAAGUUGAUCCUGAUUCUGCAUUCCUCAAUAAUGGAAGAAACGUAUCCAUAACCAUCCAAGAUGGAGAGAAUUACAUCUCUGUGAAGCCAGUUGCAGAAAAGCAGCCUGAUGAAGUCAAAGUCCUUGGAGUAUCCCUGAGGGGCUUGCCAAGAGCUGGGCAGUUCCUGGUCUGUGUGGGCGGAGUCUUCUUCUUCUACCUUAUGUAUGGAUAUGUGUUGGAGCUGAUCUUUAGGCUGGAAGGAUUUAAACCCUUUGGCUGGUACCUCACACUUGUGCAGUUUGCCUUUUACUCUGUCUUUGGUGCUGGAGAGCUUCAGUUCAAGACAGACAAGACAAGAAGAAUUCCCAUGAAAACCUACUGCGGUCUGGCCUUUCUGACAGUGGCUACCAUGGGUCUGUCCAACUCUGCAGUGGGUUAUCUAAACUAUCCCACCCAAGUCAUUUUUAAAUGCUGCAAACUCAUACCUGUCAUGAUUGGAGGGGUGCUCAUACAAGGUAAACGGUAUGGGAUGAUUGACGUAACAGCCUGUCUCUGCAUGACCUUUGGCUUGAUUUUCUUCACCCUGGCUGAUGUGGAGGUGCAACCCAAUUUUGACACUCAUGGUGUUUUACUGAUCUCCCUAGCUCUGGUGGCUGAUGCAGUAAUUGGAAAUGUCCAGGAAAAGACCAUGAAAGCACACAGUGCUAGCAACACUGAAGUGGUGCUGUACUCCUAUAGUGUAGGGUUUGUUUAUAUCUUUGUGGGACUGCUGCUCUCAGGAGAACUCCUGGAACCAAUCCGUUUCUGUGCACAGUACCCGGGCUACACCUAUGGGCUCGCAGCAGCCCUGUCAGUUACAGGCUACGUGGGGAUCAAUUUUGUGCUCACCCUGGUCAAGUCAUUUGGAGCUUUGCUUGCUGUAACAGUAACAACCUGCAGGAAGGCAGUUACCAUCAUCCUGAGCUUCAUCUUCUUUACUAAGCCAUUCACUAUGCAAUAUGUGUGGUCAGCACUGCUGGUGACUGCAGGAAUUCUCUUAUCAACAUACAGUAAGAACCAGGUUAAAAUGGAUGCGAUGAUCCAGCGCUAUGUUGUCCAGCCACUCUUUACAAGACAAGGGAGGUCCAGUGGAAAGACUGAGUACGUCUAAGUAGACUGUACAAGAAACAUCUCAAAGCUUCCUGUCCUGCCCUGAUGUGAACUGUGGGGAACAGAUUCUAAUACAGUAUAUUUUCUAAUAGUAAACAUUCCUCCUAUCCCACAUUGACAGUGAAAGAAACUUAAUAUUAGGUGCUUUUACUUCACAUCACAGAUGGCAGAAAAAAUGAAAUGGGAAAUCAGAGAACUUUAAAUGAUGAAACCUAGAAAUUUAAAUGGUGUUGCCUUUGACAUGCUUGAAAACCCCCCUGGUUCUCUGGACAGUCUGUCAGGAAGCUUAUUACAGACUUUCUGGGAUAUGGUAUGAGAAAUGCUGCAGCAGUGGCUUCCAUGUGCAACAUCAUGUUAGUAAAAAAGUUCAUUGUUAAUGGUGGUGUAAUGGUGAUUUAUAACUAAAAAUGUUUGUCAACUUUGUCCCUACUCUGGAGUUACAUGUAUAGAGCAGGUACCCAGAAUGUAGUGCAUACAUGCAGUAUGAGAGAGACUCAAGCAGAUCAGCCAUUCGUGAUAAAUUGUUUUAUCUAUUAAUAACAAAUACAAAUUCUCCAAUAUAGAAAAUCUAUAUUGGACAUACAUGUAAGUCUUAUACAACCGGUACUGGUGUACAGUAGACACUGUAUGCAGUAGAUGGAGCUUGAUGGUGCUGCUAUGUUUGGUUUGUGAUCAAGACCAACCAGAAGAAAAGUUUGGGUUGUAUCUUGUUUAAUGUAACAAUAAUGUUAGAGACUGUUAACAUGCAGUAUUUUAGAACAUUUAUCAUAUAGCCAGGCAAUGUUGGCUUGGAUCACAAGGUGGAUUUAUUUGGUGGUUAUAGCAAAUGACUGAGCCUUAGGACACCAUAUACACCUCUUGGGGUCAUUAACCCUUUAUUGAUAUAUGUUGUAUUGGUGAGGAUCAUUUUUUUACAUAUUCAUAUUGGCAUGUAUUCAUAAGAGAUGGUAUAUAGAGUAUUGGUGGUAUUUUGUACAGAUACUUGUUGCAGUUGUAGAUGUCAGAUGUUCCAUAUAUGAUAUAUAUUUGUAUAUUUUAUGCUUACUAGGAGGGAAUAUGGAAUAGUUGCAGCUAUUAGUACUCUACUUUGUUCAUUUAUGUAUCACUGUUCAUUUCGACAUUUGAUUUGACUUUUGUAUUUGUACUGAGGAAACUGUACAAGGGACGAAGGAAAAUAAAUGACCAUAGUAAAUACCA
Branchiostoma floridae (Florida lancelet) is the source of this 3226-nucleotide messenger RNA. Its product is annotated as adenosine 3'-phospho 5'-phosphosulfate transporter 2-like. The transcript is spliced from 9 exons. Gene Ontology annotation, cellular component: Golgi membrane; endoplasmic reticulum membrane. Gene Ontology annotation, biological process: transmembrane transport. The coding region runs from base 846 to 2030 and encodes 394 amino acids. The record is from RefSeq and is a predicted model, not a curated record. NCBI's taxonomy places the organism in Eukaryota, Metazoa, Chordata, Leptocardii, Amphioxiformes, Branchiostomatidae. Gene Ontology annotation, molecular function: 3'-phosphoadenosine 5'-phosphosulfate transmembrane transporter activity.